CUCGGUUAUCUUGAUAAGGAUCGGUUGAUUUGUGUUUGUGAUAGUGAAGUUUCCCUUAUAUUGCUACUUCAAUUCAAUAGAAACUUGUGCUGGAGCAGCUAACAUCGCCGUUGUAAUUUAAUCUGGUUUGAAGUGGAGCAUGAUCUGCUGAGGCGAUGUUCGGCGGCGGCGGCGGCGGCGUGGGCGGCGGCUACGGCGGGGACUGCGCGGAGGGCUACGGCCUGGGGUACGGCGGCAGGCUGCAGCAGUACGCGCACUUCGCGCCGCACCAGAACGUGUGGCACCAUCACGCGGCCCACCAUGACUCCUACGGUGGCAGCGGGGUGAGCGGCGUGGGCGGAGUGGCGAGCAUGUACGGCCAGAACGUGGUCAUGGGCUCCUGGUGCGCGCCCUACGACGCCCUGCAGAGGCCGCCGGCUUAUGAUGGCGUCCUCGAAGCGUACGACGAGGGCCGCGAGUGCGUCAACUGCGGCGCCAACAACACGCCGCUGUGGCGCCGCGACGCCACGGGCCACUACCUGUGCAACGCCUGCGGCCUCUACCACAAGAUCAACGGCGUCAACCGACCGCUCGUUAAGCCCAGCAAGCGGCUGUCAGCGGCUCGGCGUCACGGUCAAUGCUGCACCAACUGCGGGUCUCGCAACACCACGCUGUGGCGGCGCAACAACGACGGCGAGCCCGUCUGCAACGCCUGCGGGCUCUACUACAAGCUGCACGGCAUCAACAGGCCACUGGCGAUGAGAAAAGACGGUAUUCAGACCAGAAAGAGGAAGCCCAAGAAGUCUGGCAGCGGCCCCAAGCCGCCUCAGGACCCCUCCAAAAAAGACGGACACAGUUCACCCGGUACUGAUGAGAGCAAGCCGAGUAUAACAGAAGUGCCCCUGCCCUUGACGUCCAUGUCGAGCCACAGCACCCACGGCCACAGCGCCAAGCACAGGGCGGACGCGCUGCCGCAUGCGCACGCGACGCCUGACAGCUCGCCGCUCGCCCACAACUCGCACCAUUCACAUUCCCAGCAGCAGGCGGUACAAGGCCAGCACGGGCAGUACGGGCUGCCCGUGGGCGCGACCUCGCCGCUGUUCCCGAACCCGUCGCUCUUCAACAUCAAGAGCGAGCCCAGCCCCGCCGCCGGCUACGACUACAAUCAACACUACCAACAACAACACUACCUGCAUGCGCUACAGUAUGGUCUCUCCAAUGGCGAAGAAGAGGAAGGCAGCGGCUUCCUUCACCAGCGCAACGUGACGGCGCACGCGAAACUCAUGGCUUCUACGUAGCAACCACUCCAGGCGUGGUAGGCUAUGAACUGUUCCGGUGCGAACAAGGCGAGUAACCCCAUCUGCCGGAGUACCGUGCACAUUGCCAUUACGGCUCAAUAGAUGGCGUUACUUACCACAAAACACACCAUCUUUUGGAGAUAUUGUGAAGUGUGAAUGUAUGAAAAUGUAUUUUUAAUUACAAAAAUACCUACAGUAUUAGGUAAGUAUGGAUUUAACUUAUGGUUAAUGUGAAAACGCUGUUUACUUAUAUAACUUUGCAUACACAUUAGAAUGUAUAAUACUUAAAUGCAGUGAAAAAGUAUUCGACAUUAAGUAAAUUAAAUAAUGCAAUUCCGCUGUAGGAAGACUGUGACCUUGCCUAUUUAGGAAAAGCGACUUAUAACUUAGAAUUAAGUAUAAUUGUUAUUAAUUUAGCUAGCCAUGAUAAUUAGACUGAAAUGUGUCAGCUAAGUAGGUAAGAUUACUCACAAAUAUGUAUUAAAUCAUGGUUACUCGUACUUCUUCGUAUAAAUAAUAAAGUUUUCUGGCAUAUAUUAUUAUGACAUCCUGAAAUGUUAUUACAAGUCUUUUCAAUUUUUAUAUGAUUUUGAUAUGCGCCAUUUAGACUCGCUUAUCUUCAAUUUAUUAAACGUUUAUAAAACAAAAUCUAAAAUGUAUUUUUAUACCAUACUAUCAUCAUACAAUACAUAUAUAUUUCGCACUCCAAGCGAUUUAAAAUAAUAAAGGUAUUAUAGGUGAUUCCUACUUAGCCCAGCUUAUACAUGCCGCGAUCACUAGUCCACGACUUAUAAGUAUAAUAAAUAUAUUACUCAUAACCUAUUAUUUAUGUAAAUAUAUCUUAUUAUAAUAAAAAAUUUUACAAGGUAUAUAGACUGUAUGUACAGUGACAUACUUAUUAGGUAAAGUCAAAUUUAAAGGGAAUAUUUUGCCCAUCAAUAAUGAAUCUCUAAAUAUAGAUCUCGUUCCUAUUAUAUUAGGUGUCAGAAGAUUACCCCUUUAGUUUGACGACAACCUGUCUCCUACUGUAAUUUUUAUAAUGUUAAGUUUUAACAGUAUUUAUAAGUUUUAGAUAUAGAUCAAUCUUUGCUUUAAGAUCUUUAAAGAGGCCGUUUAAUAUCGCCGUCAUAAAAACGUAGCAUAAAAAAGCGAUUGUCAAACCUAUUGCGAUUGCAGCGUUAAGGGUGUAUAAUAUAGUGUUACCUACUAUGAAGGACUACAGAUGGCGGGUCGCAUCACAGCGUAAAAUACUUUAAAUAGGACAUCAGUAUACCAAUUAUUUGAGGAUUUGUACGCUGUAACGCGACUUGCGCUCGCCCAUACAAUGUGCACGUACCUUUACAGUUCACACUAUACUGCUUCUGCUUAUUAGGUAUAUUGAGUUUUUACGGCCAAGUGACAUUUAGACCUAUAUAAGUAACCGGCAAUAAUGACGUUUCGGAACAUCUCUGGAUCCUUAAAUCUGAUUGAAUGAAAUUCAGUCGGGAUUUCGCCCAGGACACAGCGCCGGUACUGCGUUGUUGAAGGAGACUGAGAGACUGGUCGACUGAGUAUGGAGUAGCUUUAAACCCCGAAUGCCAGGCUAUCAUUGCAUUUUUACUCAAAUCCUUCUUCUUAAUCGAUCAUCGAUAGAUUAGCCAAUAACUUUAUUCGCUUUAUUUUUAAUAUCCGUAAAUACGAUCAUAUUUCCUCUUCUCUAUCGCGGUUAUCAUGGCUUCCUAUUCCUGAACGUCGUAAGGCCAGAAUUCUUAGUUUGUUGUAGGUUCUCCCUAAUCAAUGAUGCUCUUUACCUAAAAUCUAAAUUCCCAAUAUCGUUAAGUAAGUACGUAGUUAUUUAAUUCCAAAAAAAUUAUAAGCAAAAGCAAAAUGGCAGAUAGACUUAACUGUUGUCUGUGUAAAAUCCUGUUUGGAAUUUUAACAAUUUAAAAAGUGGAGUUUGUGUCAGCGUCUGCGCAGGCAUAAUAAAUCUAAGAUGGUCGGUCUAAGACUAGAAAAAUGAUAAACGGGAAAGCUGAUAGAAACAAAGUCUACACGAGUCUGCAUUGACACACAAUGUAUGUAAGUAUGUAGGUUUGAUGAUAAUGAUCACAAAUAGUGAUUCUGAAGUAGGUACCUACACAAGUGGUGACAGGUAG
Amyelois transitella is the source of this 3412-nucleotide messenger RNA. RefSeq names its product GATA-binding factor A-like. Gene Ontology annotation, biological process: cell fate commitment; negative regulation of transcription by RNA polymerase II; positive regulation of transcription by RNA polymerase II. Gene Ontology annotation, molecular function: DNA-binding transcription factor activity, RNA polymerase II-specific; RNA polymerase II cis-regulatory region sequence-specific DNA binding; zinc ion binding. The record is from RefSeq and is a predicted model, not a curated record. NCBI's taxonomy places the organism in Eukaryota, Metazoa, Arthropoda, Insecta, Lepidoptera, Pyralidae. The coding region runs from base 156 to 1277 and encodes 373 amino acids. The transcript has 9 exons.